CUGGUUUGAUAACAACUGCAUAGAAAGCACAAAAUAAAACAGAACUAUGAGGGAAAACAAACCACUCGACAUUUUAAAAUAUUGACCGAGCAAAUUCUACUGCAGAUAUCAUUUCAGGUUCAGGCAACAAACGCAUUGGCAGCUGGAGCCGGAAUGGCUCAAACUCUCGGGUCCACAGUAUAUGUUUCGAUGAAAGCCAUAAACGUAUCAGAAAAUGAACCAUUCUACCCAUUCAUUAUUAUUAAUUUGGUCGGACUUUUGGUGUUUGUGGUCCUACUAACUCCGCCUGAGAAAGAUGACAAUAUAGAAGACCUUUGGUCUAUGGAUCAAGAACUUGAAAUUGUUCCUCUGAUUGUAGGCAGUGGGGCCAUUGAAAAACCACAAAGCCAGCCAACGAACACAUCCAGCAGUCCAAAAAGCAGGAAACGAAAUAUGCAUCUGAGCCUUUGCAAAAAGGCUGAUAUGUUUGCAAAUAACACUUCCCUUGCGGACGAUAUAUGCGAAGCUGUACGAUCCCUGGCAGAUAUCCUCAUUUACCUCGUUUUGUUCUACUUCCUCGAGUACUACACAAAUUUAGGCCUCUUAGAGCACGCCACCGUACGCAACUUUCAUCUUUCCACUUCAGAGCAGUACAGAUGGUAUAUGUUUGCUUAUCACAUCACACAGACCAUUUGCAGAUCAAUUCCACUUCCUGACUGCUUGGAAUCUAAGCUUGGAAUCAUUACACUAGGACAGGCAGUUAUUACAGCCGUAGUUUUCUCACAUGCACUUUUCGACUACAUUCCUAGAAUUGAGAUUAUGACGAUGGUGGUUAUUUUGGAAGGCAUUCUAGGAUCCGUUGCGUACUUGAUUGGCCUUAGACAUGCCCGUAGCUGUUCGGCCAAGGAAAGCGUGAAAAAAGCUGCAACUAUUAUGGUUUUGAGCGCAGAUGUAAUGGCUUUAGGCCUGGGCUCAAUGAUGGCGCUAAUAACACAUGGAACAUUCUGUCAUCGAAGAAUGCAAAAUAUAAUCAAAAGCGUCAAAAAACAUUCUCACGUGUCUUAUGUUCAAGGGCAUCAUUAGUAAAAAAAAUUCCUUUUG
Symsagittifera roscoffensis is the source of this 1080-nucleotide messenger RNA. Its product is annotated as battenin-like. Gene Ontology annotation, cellular component: membrane; vacuole. Bases 154 to 1062 code for a protein of 302 amino acids. NCBI's taxonomy places the organism in Eukaryota, Metazoa, Xenacoelomorpha, Acoela, Convolutidae. Gene Ontology annotation, biological process: regulation of intracellular pH. The record is from RefSeq and is a predicted model, not a curated record. The transcript is spliced from 2 exons.